AUGUGGCCCCGAAUGUUAGUGCGGGAGCUCCGGGUGGCGGCAGUCAAGUUCUCCGUGCUGGGGACUCGCCUCGCCGUUCGCGUGCCGCCUCGGCGGAUACUCGGGAGCGACCUGGCCCUGCGGCGGAGCCUGCACGCAACGGCGGCCCGGGCCCUCCCGCUCAUUCCCAUCGUGGUGGAACAGACGGGUCGCGGUGAACGCGCCUAUGACAUCUAUUCGCGGCUGCUGCGGGAGCGCAUCGUAUGCGUCAUGGGCCCGAUCGAUGACAGCGUUGCCAGCCUGGUCAUUGCGCAGCUCCUGUUUCUGCAGUCCGAGAGCAACAAGAAACCCAUCCACAUGUACAUCAACAGCCCUGGUGGUGUGGUGACUGCGGGGCUGGCCAUCUACGACACGAUGCAGUACAUCCUGAACCCCAUCUGCACGUGGUGCGUGGGCCAGGCCGCCAGCAUGGGCUCCCUGCUUCUGGCCGCCGGCAGCCCUGGCAUGCGCCACUCGCUUCCCAACUCCCGAAUCAUGAUCCACCAGCCCUCCGGGGGCGCCCGGGGCCAAGCCACAGACAUCGCCAUCCAGGCAGAAGAGAUCAUGAAGCUAAAGAAACAGCUGUACAACAUCUACGCCAAGCACACCAAGCAGAGCCUGGAGGUGAUCGAGUCGGCGAUGGAGAGGGACCGCUACAUGAGCCCCAUGGAGGCCCAGGAGUUUGGCAUCCUGGACAAGGUGCUGGUCCACCCGCCCCAGGACGGUGAGGACGAGCCGGAACUGGUGCAGAAGGAGCCCACGGUCGCGCCCACAGAGCCUCCUGCGCCGGCCAGCACCUGAGAGCCAGACCACCUCUCCGGGGAACUGGGGGCUGGGCUGCAGCCCUGCUGGCCCCUUGCUGCUGAGCUGGCAGGGGCCCUCGAGGAACUGUGGGGGUGCCCGGGCAGGCGGGGCAGCCUGGCUGAGACACUGUGAUUUAAAUUAAAUCUUUGCAGGGCUUGUUCUGCACCUG
Molecule: messenger RNA, 991 nt
Organism: Chinchilla lanigera (long-tailed chinchilla)
Lineage: Eukaryota; Metazoa; Chordata; Mammalia; Rodentia; Chinchillidae
Gene: Clpp
Product: caseinolytic mitochondrial matrix peptidase proteolytic subunit
Exons: 6
Coding region: 1-819 (272 amino acids)
Biological process (GO): protein quality control for misfolded or incompletely synthesized proteins
Cellular component (GO): endopeptidase Clp complex
Molecular function (GO): serine-type endopeptidase activity; ATP-dependent peptidase activity; ATPase binding
Source: RefSeq, a predicted model, not a curated record